AUGGCCGCUCCUCGCGCAAGCCAAUUUGUGGCUCUCCGCAAUCUCGCCCGUCAUGGCAGCCACCACCAGCAAGUCCGCAGCUUGCACAUGACCGGUCCAGCGACCUAUGCAUCGCCCGUCCUGACUCAAGAACGCUCCAUCCUCAACAUCCCUCGCGACAUUGCGGGCUUGCGGGCUGAAUGCAAGCGUCGUCGGAUUGAUGCCUCGGGCGACAAACAAGAUCUCAUCGCCCGUAUCAACGCCGACCAGCUCGCCCACCAUCGUGCCUUCAGCACCACCUCUCCAACCCGGCCGACGCCAACAACCUCCCCAAACACCUCUGCAGCAGCAGGAAACGGCACCCGCCACUUCAACACCUCCAGGAGCCUCAAGGCCGUCAACGACAGCUCCACCAUCGACUUCGCCUACAUGCCCUGGACGGCUGCCGACCACGACGACAGCCACCCGACCCUUCACAACCCCCAAACAUCUUCCCUCCGCGUCCCCAUCAUCCCCUCCAAUCUCGUCUCCUCGUCAUCCUCGAGAAUCUCGCGACAGGGAGCCAACACUCUCGCGCCCACCGACGAAUUUUCCCAAGCAGAGACUGUCAUGAAACCGACCAUCAGCACCAUGUCCGCCGACGCCAUGAGCCUCCGCGCCGUGCUGCCCUUGGCGGAACUGAGCGAUUGUCAUGGUUUGCAUAUCGAUUUCCAUGAAAUCGCGGAGCGCUCGGUCGGUGAUGCGGUCGACAAAUUGGCGCGGGAGGAUCUGUCCGGAGGGAGGGAUCGGGGUGUGGGUGUCCUGAAGCAGAUCUGGGAGGGCAUUGUGCAGGAUUUCAACGGCGGUGGCACGGGCAAUGGGCGGAAAUUCGCCAUGGCGUGA
This is a messenger RNA of Dissoconium aciculare CBS 342.82, 861 nucleotides long. RefSeq lists its product as uncharacterized. NCBI's taxonomy places the organism in Eukaryota, Fungi, Ascomycota, Dothideomycetes, Mycosphaerellales, Dissoconiaceae. The transcript has 2 exons. The coding region runs from base 1 to 861 and encodes 286 amino acids. The record is from RefSeq and is a predicted model, not a curated record.